UGGACACCUCUGGUUUAGUAUACUCUUUCUCUGUGGCAACUGCAAUUGCAAUGGCUUCAGAGUCUCAUGAUCAGCUUCACUUUGUUUUGAUACCACUAAUGUCUCCGGGCCACCUUCUACCAAUGGGAGACAUGGCUAAGGUGUUGGCACAGCAUGGUCUGGUGGUCACAAUUAUCACCACACCCCUCAAUGCCAUUCGAAUCAAACCGAUGAUUGAUCGCGCCAUUGAUUCCGGUCUCUCCCUUCAUCUAGUUCAGUUUAGUUUGCCACUUGCUGAGUGUGGCCUCCCAGAGGGAUGUGAAAACAUGGACGCAGUCCCUGCAAGAAACUUGUUUUGGAAUUUCUUGGAGGCAGGUAGCAGGCUGCAACAGCCAAUAGAAGAGUUGCUUGAAACUGUAGAACCCCAUCCGAGCUGCAUAAUUUCAGAUAGACACCUGCCUUGGACAGCUGAGAUUGCUCGAAAGUUUGGGAUACCAAGGUAUUUGUUUGAUGGAACUAGUUGCUUCACUCUAUUGUCUAACUAUAAUAUAGAAACAUCCAAGGUCCUAGAGAGUGUUUCAGGAUCAGAGCCAUUUCUAGUGCCUGGGUUGCCUGAUGAGAUUGAGAUUACUUUAGUCCAGUUACCGGGGCACAUGAAUCUGGCUUCAGAUGAUUUCAGAGAGUUUUACAAAAAGAUGAAGGAAUCUGAAGAGGGAGCAUGCGGGGUUGUUGUGAAUAGCUUUGAGGAUUUGGAACCAGAAUAUGUCAAAGAGUACAGAAAGGUUAGUAGAGUUUGGAGUAUUGGUCCAGUGUCGCUAUCCAACGACACUGAAUUGGACAAAGCUCAGAGAGGAAACAAGGCCUCAGUUGAUGAAAACCAGUGCUUAAAAUGGCUUGAUUCAUGGCCUGAGAGCUCGGUGGUAUAUGUGUGUCUCGGAAGCCUUAGCCGCGUAGCAACCCUUCAGUUGGUAGAGCUUGGUUUAGGCUUGGAAGCAUCAAAUCAGCCUUUCAUUUGGGUGGUCAGCAGAAAUAAAACUGAAGAAUGGGAAAAUUGGUUGUUGGAAGAUGGAUUUGAAGACAGGAUUAGAGGCAGGGGAUUGUUAAUCUAUGGUUGGGCUCCACAAAUACUAAUAUUGUCACAUCCUGCAGUUGGUGGAUUUCUAACACAUUGUGGUUGGAAUUCAACUUUGGAAGGUAUUUGUGCUGGAAUUCCAAUGAUCACAUGGCCUAUGUUUGCUGAGCAGUUCUACAAUGAGAAGUUGAUAGUGCAAGUCUUGAAGAUUGGUGAGAAAGUUGGGGCUAGUGUGGCAGUUCCGUUGGGGAAACAAGAGCGGUCUGUGGUGACCGUGAGGAGUGGUGAGCUUAAGGACGCCAUAGAAAAAGUCAUGGUCAAUGAACAAGGAGAAGAAAGAAGACAAAGAGCAAAGAGGCUUGCAAUGAUGGCCAAGAAAGCUACAGAGGAGGGAGGCUCUUCUUACUUUAAUAUUAGACUGUUAAUUGAAGAUGUAAUAUCAUAUAAACACCCCUAGCAGUACCAUUUGAGGCACGUACUCUCUGGCUUUAACUACCAAUACCAUCCUCUUGCCAGCUGACUCAUCCUGUUUUCAUGCCGGAACAGCAUUACAGAAUUUUUCGGGUUCAUCCUGUAAUAUCUAUUAUCUACUCACAGUCGUUGGCAAUUAUACACUGCUAUGAGAAGGCACUCUUAGUUCUCAAGAUACAUGUACUUUCACAAGAUAUACGCUUCAUUAGCUUCCCAAUAGUGUAAUUGUAUGUAGUUUUCUAACUAUGGUCAGCAGACUGAAAUUCAGAAAAGAAUGUAGAGGUGUUUACAAUAUAUUUGAAGCCAACUGUAAACAGCAUUAAUGUUUUGUGAAUCUGU
Molecule: messenger RNA, 1861 nt
Organism: Rosa rugosa (rugosa rose)
Lineage: Eukaryota; Viridiplantae; Streptophyta; Magnoliopsida; Rosales; Rosaceae
Product: UDP-glycosyltransferase 73C4-like
Exons: 2
Coding region: 51-1508 (485 amino acids)
Molecular function (GO): UDP-glycosyltransferase activity
Source: RefSeq, a predicted model, not a curated record